This is a messenger RNA of Aspergillus steynii IBT 23096, 3084 nucleotides long. It is a transcript of the gene fcpA, whose product is annotated as protein-serine/threonine phosphatase. Gene Ontology annotation, molecular function: RNA polymerase II CTD heptapeptide repeat phosphatase activity. Lineage: Eukaryota; Fungi; Ascomycota; Eurotiomycetes; Eurotiales; Aspergillaceae. The transcript has 3 exons. Gene Ontology annotation, cellular component: nucleus. The coding region runs from base 240 to 2720 and encodes 826 amino acids. The record is from RefSeq and is a predicted model, not a curated record.
UUUGGACAGGUCGGAUUGAGUUUCGCCAGCUUCCGGUUUUUAAUCCGUGAUUGGCGCACGCCGGGUAUGGCUCCAUAGCCGUCCGCCCCGAGACAUCUCAGCUCACUCACAACCUCACACCUCAUUAUUUCCUUUUUUGAAUUACGGUAUUGGCCGACUGUGGAGGGAUUUCAAAGCUGCAUUGGGGGAAAUUGGGGGAAGAGAACCAGGAACUAAACGAACCAGGCUUGCCCAGGAGCAUGCUUCUGCGUUUACCGCCUAGCCUCCAUUACCCGAUCACCGUAACGUCGUUGCUCAAACAGCCCGGCGAUGCGGUGGAAAGGGACGAGGCUUUAUUCUGGUAUUUAUAUCAAACGACUGUCACGGAAGGAGACGGACUCGGCAACAAAAAUGAUGUCCUGCGCACGUUUCCGGCCAAAUUUGAGUCCACCGCCGAUGGAGAAAUUGUGCAGUGGAAGGUUACGAAGGGCGAUGUGAUCAAGGGACCUGUCGACAUCGUGGAGAUCGAUGAGCCAUGUGCUCACGAGGUGCAAUUUGGAGGGCUCUGCGCAGAAUGUGGAAAGGACAUGACCGAAUCGACAUAUAAUACGGAAGUCACGGACUCGAUGCGCGCCCCCAUUCAGAUGGCCCACGAUAACACGGCGCUCACCGUGAGCGAGAGGGAAGCUACCCGAGUGGAGGAAGAUGCGAAGCGCCGUCUUUUGUCGAACCGGAAGCUCUCGCUUGUGGUGGAUCUCGAUCAAACAAUUAUCCAUGCUACUGUUGAUCCGACCGUUGGAGAAUGGAUGGAAGACAAAGAUAACCCAAACCAUCAAGCGCUGAGUGAUGUUCGAGCGUUUCAGCUAGUGGACGAUGGCCCGGGAAUGCGCGGAUGCUGGUACUAUGUCAAGCUACGACCUGGACUAGAGUCUUUUUUGCAGAAUGUCGCGGAGCUCUACGAACUGCACAUUUACACUAUGGGUACUAGGGCAUAUGCACAGCAUAUCGCAGGGAUUAUAGACCCGGAUCGGAAUUUGUUUGGCGAUCGCAUUCUCAGUCGUGACGAGAGUGGCAGCUUGACAGCGAAGAAUCUUCAUCGCUUAUUCCCCGUGGACACGAAAAUGGUGGUCAUUAUUGAUGACCGUGGGGAUGUUUGGCGCUGGAGUCCUAAUCUUAUCAAGGUGUCCCCUUAUGAUUUUUUUGUUGGGAUAGGAGACAUUAAUUCGAGUUUCCUUCCCAAGAAGCAAGAGUUGGAAGCAGUCAAAAACGAAGCGCCAAAGCCCGCACCUCCGGCCCCGAAACCGCCGCCGUUGGAACAACAUCACGCCAAUGGCACGACGGCGAAAGCGGGAACGGACCCAGAGGUGUCGACAUUGGAACAACUGGUGACUAUGGGCGGUGGAGACAACCCGAGGUUGCUUCAAGAGCAGAGCGAUGCGCAGGAGGAGACGAUCAUGCACCAGGUCGAGGAUCGCCCGUUACUGCAAAAGCAAAAGGAAUUGGAUGCCGAGGAUGAUGCAGCUGAGAGCAGCGAUUCGUCCACGAGCGUGGAUGAGUCGCAAGAUCCUAGCAAGCAGCGACAUCAUUUAUUGGAGGACCACGACCGGGAACUUUUUGAACUAGAAGGACGGCUCGAGCAAGUACAUAAGCAGUUCUUCGAUGAGUAUGAAAAGAAGCGCCUGGGGGCAUUGGGUGGAAGAGUGGCCGCUCUGAGAGGCGAGAAGACACCGUCAAAGGACAGGGAUGUGGAUUUGAAGUUGGUUCCCGAUGUGAAGGACAUCAUGCCGCAAAUCAAGCGCCGAAUACUUGGCGGUGUAGUCCUGGUAUUCUCCGGAGUACUUCCUCUGGGGACAGAUACCCAGAACGCCGACAUAUCUUUGUGGACGAAGAGCUUCGGCGCUGCCAUUUCCCAGAAUAUCAACCUCCGGACCACGCACCUGGUGGCUGGCCGAAACCGCACCCAGAAAGUCCGAGAAGCCACGCGAUAUCCGAAAAUCAAGAUCGUCACGACACAGUGGCUGCUGGACUGUCUAACGCAAUGGAAGCGGGUGGACGAGGGGCCAUACCUGCUUCCCGUUCACCCUGAUGAUCGAGGCGAGCCGAUUGACCCUGGUUCAUCGUGGCCUUCGUCUUCUGACGAGGGAACCGGCACGCCCUGGACGGAUGAAGAGGGCGGCACAUCGGAGUCUACGGAUGACAUCCUCAAGUCCUCAGGGCUUGACGAGAGCUCGCCCAUUGGGUACGACGCUGACCAGCAAGCCGCGAUCCACGAGGAGCUGAAGGAAUUCCUUGGGAGUGACGACGAGAGCGAAAGCGACAGCGAAGCCUCUUUCUUGGUGGACGAGCCCACGGCAUCGGCACCGGGCAAGAAGCGAAAACGAGGCGAAGGGCCAGAUGACAGCGAUGAUGACAUGGAAGAUCAGGAUAGCCAGGGCGAAGAUGGGGGUGACUUGCAAGGCUCACGCUUAUCGCAACGGAUCAAGCGGUCGUAUGAACGAAGCACCGGACUUAGGGCUGUGGCGAGUGCAGAGCCCUCCCAGGAGAUGACCGAACGUGACGACAAUAACGACGACGAGGAGGAUACACCGUCUGAACCCAAAGAGUCAUCAGCCAGAUUCCCCGAAGACCCGGCGGACGACGACGACGAACUGGAGCGGGAGAUGAUGGCGGCCUUUGGGGAGGAAAGCGAACCGGACCAUGACAACCCUACUACGGCAGAACUACCUUCGGCCGACAAGUAGGCAACCCGGAGACGUUUCUGUAGUCCAGUCGGAUGAACUACGACCGAACCAGUCUGGCUUGGUGGACAGGCUACUUCGUGCGACUUCCCGACUCGCCGUUCGAUCCUUUUGUGUUAUGAUUUUCCGUGCUUGUUCAUUUCGUUGCAAAUGGUUGCGAUGCAAUGUUCGCAUAGCGAUGGCGUUAGGACCUGCAUAAUCACUCGAGUCCCUUUCUAUUCUCUGUUCCAAACAUGUUCUCUCGACGUGAAUUGAAAGGUCUACGAGAGUUUGAGGCUGGGAUGUAUUUGGGAGUGAUCGUGUUAAUUCUUGAUAAAUAGCUAGGACAAUUAACUUCGGAUAUAUCUCAAUUGAGUUGGAAAAAAAA